Molecule: messenger RNA, 1220 nt
Organism: Cuscuta epithymum
Lineage: Eukaryota; Viridiplantae; Streptophyta; Magnoliopsida; Solanales; Convolvulaceae
Source: the annotation of a GenBank genome assembly
GGGAUUACUGUACAAAAUCUUAUCCCCGAAUCUGUAUCCAACUCCCUCUCGUCCCAAAAUUUGCAGUGGAUAACAUAAGCAACGACUGUCUUCCACACACAGGCCACACGACCCAGAUGGAGCGGCCAUGAACACGGCAAGACCUCCCUCCGACUUCUCCUCAUUUUUGUCAACAACCCGUAGAUUCUCACCCCGCCGGAUUUACCCACCGUCGCCUGGUUCAGCCAACCCCACGAUCACCUCUGCAGCUAGCAGAACGAAAGUUACACAAUCAUCACAUUCUAGAACCUCCAAUACAACUGUAACAACUACUACUACAUCUCUUCUCACCCUUCUCCAGCAGAGGAAAACCGAAGAGGCCUGGUUGGCUUACACCGGAUCCGACCAACUUCCCAACUCCACUUGCCUUAGCCGUUUAGUCUCUCAACUAUCCUACCAGAAAACCCACGACGGCCUCACGCGCGCCCAGUCCAUCGUCCGUCGUCUCUACCAUGACAACCGGCUCCACCUCCUUGACUGCAACUCCCUCGGCCUCCUCGCCGUUGCCGCAGCUAAAUCCGGUCAGGUCCUAUAUGCCACCUCCAUCAUCAAGUCUAUGCUCAAAUCCGGAUACCUUCCGCAUGUCAAGGCCUGGAGCGCCGUCAUCAGCCGACUUUCCAGCUCGGGUGAUGAUGGCCCGACUGAGGCCUUGACUUUAUUUGACUUGAUCACCAAAAGGGUCCAACGGAUCUCGGACCCCAAUCUGAUUAAAGAUUCCAGGCCAGACACUGCUUCUUACAAUGCUGUGCUGAAUGCCUGUGCUAACAUUGGUGACACUGGGAAAUUCUUGCAACUGUUUGAAGGGAUGAGUGAGUUUGGUUGUGAACCAGAUGUUUUGACAUACAAUGUGAUGAUGAAGCUUUGUGCUAGAGCUGAUAGGAAAGAGUUGCUAGUGUUUGUGUUGGAGAGAAUAAUUGAAAAGAAAAUACCUUUGUGUAUGACGACACUUCAAUCCCUUGUGGCGGCUUAUGUUGGUUUUGGUGAUUUGGAAUCAGCCGAAAAAAUUGUUCAGGCCUUGAGAGAAGGGAGGAGAGAUCUCUGCAAGAUUCUAAGGGAUUCAACUUUGAAAGAGAUAGGUCCAAGGCAAACAGAACCGGUCCUAAAUGAGAGUGAUGUAUUCAAAGAGUUGCUUCCAAAUUGUUUGAACUCAAGAGACAAAGAGCCACCAGAGUUACCUCAUG